AUGAGACUGAAUGGGAUCGCCAAGAGUGUGUACAUUGAGAAGAGUAAAGAUCCAAAAACUGAGUCCUGGGGGCACUCUGAGAAGUGGGGAAUAAAAGAGAAAUCAGCAAAGGAGACUGUGAAGGAAAAUAGUGAAGGCUUCCCCCGGGCUCAGCUCGGACAGAGCCGCGCCGGCUCAGGCGCUCCGCGGGCACCCGGUGGGGGCCUUUCCUGCCGCCGGCGCCGGGGGCCUUCUACGCCUCUGUCCGCGCCCGAGAACAUGGCGGCGGCCUCGGGGAGAGCUCUGCUGCGGGCGGGCACUGAGCGGCUGGUGCGAGGAGGGGUUUGGGAGCUCCUCCGGCCGCGACUUGAAGGGGGCACCUCCGGCUCGGAGCGCGACUUCAGCCUGUCUCACGGUCGGGGCACGGUCAUUGUGGAGCGCUGGUGGAAGGUGCCGCUAGCGGGAGAGGGCCGGAAGCCGCGCCUGCACCGGCGGCACCGCGUCUACAAGCUGGCGGAGGACACGAAACACCGGCCCAAAGACAACCUGGAGCUCAUCCUCACGCAGUCGGUGGAGGAACUUGGAGUGCGAGGUGACCUGGUCUCAGUGAAAAAAUCUGUAGGCCGUAAUCGACUACUUCCUCAAGGACUGGCUGUAUAUGCAUCUCCUGAAAACAGGAAGCUGUUUGAAGAGGAGAAAUUGCUGAGACAAGAAGGAAAAUUAGAGAAGAUCCAGACCAAGGCAGGUGAGACGACAGUGAGAUUUCUGAGAAGAUGUCACCUGCAGGUAGGAAUGAAGAACAAUGUCAAAUGGGAGCUAAACCCUGAAAUAGUUGCCCGCCACUUCCUCAGAAAUCUUGGUGUUGUGGUUGCCCCACAUGCAUUAAAGUUACCAGAAGAGCCUAUCACACAGAGGGGCGAGUACUGGUGUGAGGUGACGGUAAAUGGGCUUGAUACUGUGAGGGUACCUAUGUCUGUGGUGAACUUUGAGAGGCCCAAGACCAAAAGAUAUAAGUACUGGUUAGCCCAGCAAGCUGCCAAGGGCAUGGCCCCCACAAGCUCCCAGACCAUCUGAACCUGUUCUACCUCGAAAGCAGCAAAGCAGAAUCAGAGGAGUGGUGGAGCGAAGAUGGGCCAGCACCGUGAUAUCACUCCCAGCUCUGACCAAACAUGGAAUUUUAGAAAGCAUAUGGAGACAGCGACAGCAGACUAGACUGAAUAUACGUUGAAUUGUCUAUAUUUGCCAUCUUCAGCGGUUAUCCCAUCUAGCGUUAUUGGGGCAGGCCUACUCCAGAAGUACCAGGCUGUAGAUUUGAUAAGCUAAAUAUUAAUAGACCAAAAGAGUCUAGAUCUAUUUAGCCUCUUCCUACAUUGGAAUUCAUUGGAAUAAAUGAUAGAGCUAGCUCAUUCUCAUCAUCCAAACUACACAUUUGUAUCUGAAAAAAAAAUAAAGAGGUUGUGUUCUUUUUAGGUGUUGUUUACUGGACUGAGUAGACUAGGGACGGGACCUCUAAUUGGGAUGUCCUCUUGAGCCACUGGGGUUUACUGCUAAAAAGGAAAAAAGAGAAUACAUUUGCAGUCUACAGCCCACAGUUGCUAUGGACAAAUUACUCAACAAGUUGAUAUGCCUUAUGGUCUUAAAACUUACUAGGUAUGCUAAUAAAGCCCUCAGUACAAAUAAGCACAAUGGAGUCUACUUUUCUAAGGAGAUCUGAAUAAGGCCUAAGGGAAAUUGUUGGAGAAAAUGAUGAUGGGAUGAAAUAAGUUUAAAAAGGGAACUUCUGUUUUAUUUCUUCAACCAGCUCCUGAAAUUUUGAAAAAGAAAAUACCUUGGUUUCCAGACUGAGGUUAAGAUAUGGGGCUAGUUCGUAGGUAAUUACGGAAUAGGAGAUGAGGCAAGUAGAUUGAUAGUUCUGUGUAAGUUCAAGGUCCAUUCCUGGAAAAAAGACCAACUGUUGACAAGUGGAUUGUGCCAGAGUCACUCAAAUAAAUAGGAGAUUUUGCAGUUUAGGAAGGAUAAAGAUGAGACCAUUGACUCUAUUGCUACCCUUACCAGAGAAAUUGGUUUCUGUCAUCCUAUGUGAGCUCACCUGCCUUGCCAAGCCAACUAAUUACUUUCAUCCACACAAAGCCAUCCCUGCUAUUGAGAGUUCUGUCAUCAGUAGUUGCACUAAUAUCUGUAUCCAACCUCACACUUGCCAGAACUCUGUAACAGGUCGAGCACUAGUAUUGUUUGCAAUUGCCAUUUGAUUGUCAGAUUUGCCAUCAAUCCCUGCUGUCCUUGAAAUGGAAAGCUCACUUAAUACUGCAUCUUUCCACACCACCACCAUCACCAUGAUGAAGCUCUCUGAAACUGAGCAACAGGAGCAACAUUCCACAGAGCGAAUCUCAAAAAGCGUCCAAAUACUUGUCAUGAGGUGAGUUCCCGGCAAAACAGACUGAGUUGGAGAUUUGGGUGCAGGAAGUUUACUGGGGGCGUCCUCUAGAUUAACACCUGUUGGGGAGUGAAGGAAGCAAAAUUCGGUAGAGGGAGAAGUUGAGCUGACGCAGUCUCAACAAAGGCCUUAGUCCCCUGGGGAGCUCAAGCUAGGGUGGCUUGAGCCAUCUAGGUGUGUACCAUGUUGAGGCAGGUGGCCAGACCUAUAGACCCCCCCCACGCUGACCAGGAAAGGGUCUUGGGUGAGGUGACUGAUUUCAGGCACAGGCAGUUCCCAGAGGGGAACUCAGAGCUGUGCACAUUCUCAGCAGCUUGGGAAGUGAGUGCUUCGGUGCUGAAGGGAACCAUCUGGGCAGCAUACCAUAGUCUCCACUACAGUCCACUUCUUGUGCUGUCAGAUCAGUUUGUUCAUAAGUUCUAAAACGAUCCCUUCAGGAUCCUGAUGGGCUUCCUUUCCUGGGAAAACUUGGAGGAAGAUCUGGGACAGACUACAGCCCCUGCUGCUGUAGCCUAAGUCUACAACUGGUACUUACCUCCUACUACCCAUUCUAGAUUCUUCCCCACACCCCCUCAAUUUAUACUUCUGUUAGUCCACAUGGGUUACGUGAUAAGGUACCUGGUCAUCAUGCCCUUCUCAGGCCAUGACUGCAGCUUGUCCGUUUACCAUCAAAAUUAGGCAAGAGAGGAGCAAGAGAUACCUAAGUGGAUGACCUGGGUGCCAAAUAUAUUCUGCCUUGUCCCCACUGUGUAAUAACAGCCCUACCUCCUGAUGGUCAGGGUCAGUUACUCCUGCCAGGAUAGUGAUUCCUCUCCUUAACCUCGUCUUUUGAUAGUGAUCAGAAGUAAUCUGGUGGCAGCCAUAGCUUAAAGUUUAAUGAGACUUUUAGUGUGUCCACUGGUGGAAAUAUUCCCCUUCUGGGAAGCAGGACUUCUAAGUCCUCAGAGCUCAGAGCUGGGAUAGUAGGUAUAGUUUUCCCCAGUUGGGUCACUGAGAGUGAUAGUAAUGGUGGGCUGCUCCUAUAUCCAACCCCUGUUUCCCAGACCCAUAUAUUUUACUUGGAGAUAGCACUCUAGGUUGUCUGUUGAUCCAGGGUAUAUACUGCAUCCUGGAGGACAGUGUCUCAUCUUUACAGGGUGUCAUCUCCAAGCUGGUGUCUCAGCUGUGCCCUUAACAAGACGUUCCAUUGUAUCAGGUGGGUUGCUUCUGGAUAGUGUGGUAUAUGAUCAGACCAUGCAGCUUAUGAUAUGUACCCAGUGCUGUACCUCCUUGCUAUAACGUGGUCUCUUGGUCCAGUGCACUGUUACGCAAGAUCUCAUGCCAAUGGAUCAAAUAUUCUGUAAGCCCUUGGAUGAUGGUGGCAGGAAAGGUAAACCCAUACCCAUAAUACACAACAAUUUAGGUCAAGAUGGAACAAUGACCCUUUCAGGGUAGCAGGGAGUCAAUGUAAUGAACUUACCACCAAGUGGCUGGAUGGUUUCCUUGAAGAAUGGUGACAUGUCAGGGACUUAGUGUUGGUGUCUGUUGCUGAUGAGUUGGACAGUCAGUCACAGUAGCUGUAGCUAGAUCAGCCUUGGUGAGGCCAUGAUGUUGGGCCCAUGCAUAGUUUCCAUCAUGGCUUCUCCAUUCACAGGCCCAUUUUGCCAUCAUUGGGGUGCCAAUGACCGAGACUGGCUAACAUCAACUGGCUAAGUCAUUCAAUCUACUUGGUGGUUUGGUGACUUUUCUGUGGUGGAUGUUCUCUGGUGGGAAUUAACGUGCAGUACAAAGAUCAUCAUACACUGUACCCAUUCUCAAGUAAACUACAUGCCUUUUCCUCAG
Balaenoptera musculus (blue whale) is the source of this 4234-nucleotide messenger RNA. RefSeq names its product mitochondrial ribosomal protein L9 (gene MRPL9). The coding region runs from base 1 to 1053 and encodes 350 amino acids. The transcript is spliced from 8 exons. Gene Ontology annotation, biological process: translation. Gene Ontology annotation, molecular function: structural constituent of ribosome. The record is from RefSeq and is a predicted model, not a curated record. Gene Ontology annotation, cellular component: mitochondrion; ribosome. Lineage: Eukaryota; Metazoa; Chordata; Mammalia; Artiodactyla; Balaenopteridae.